CUUUGUCAGCGCAAUGAGGAAAUGUGGGCGGCAUUCGCAGGAAUGUUUAGCUCGCGCCAUAGCGCCAUGGAUACAGCUGUGAGGCGGGAUCGCGCAUUCCCUAGUCAGGAGAUCGGGGGCGCGGAUGCGUGGAUUUGCCGCGGCCAGGUUCUUGCCAUCGCUGAUCUUUGGAAACCUAGAGAUCUGAGCAGUGCCUGAGACGCCCGCAAAGAUGAUCAAUCGAUCGCUGCUGUUGACGUAUUUGUACCUUCUAAUUUACAUCACGCUUUCUUCUGGCGUGAUUCUCUUCAACAAGUGGGUCUUGUCGAAAAAACACUAUGGAUUUCCUUAUCCCAUCUCACUUACGAUGAUACACAUGGGAUUCUCUGGAGUUGUCACGUUUUUCCUUGUGCGUGUUUUGAAGGUGGUCACUCCAGUCAAAAUGACGUUCGAUAUAUAUAUAUCUUGCGUUGUGCCGAUAAGCGCGUUUUUUGCUUCCAGCCUUUGGUUUGGAAACACUGCUUAUCUCUACAUUUCCGUGGCUUUCAUCCAGAUGCUCAAAGCUUUGAUGCCUGUAGCAACAUUCAUGAUGGCUGUUUCGUGCGGAACGGAUAAAGCUAGAUGGGAUCUGUUUCUAAACAUGCUGCUCGUCAGCGUUGGAGUGGCAGUUUCUUCUUACGGUGAAAUCCACUUCAACGUCAUCGGUACAUUCUUCCAAGUGACAGGGAUUGUCUGUGAAGCUCUGCGACUAGUACUCACGCAAGUACUUCUGCAAAAGAAGGGCCUGACAUUGAACCCCAUCACCAGUUUAUAUUACAUCGCCCCAUGCAGUUUUUUGUUCUUGUUUUUCCCCUGGAUUGUUUUGGAGAAGCCGGCUAUGGAAGUUGAACACUGGAAAUUUAGCUUCUGGGUGUUUUUUACGAAUGCACUGUGUGCUCUGGCGCUGAACUUCUCAAUCUUCCUCGUGAUUGGGAGGACAGGGGCUCUCACUGUCAGAGUGGCGGGAGUCCUGAAAGACUGGCUGCUGAUAGCGCUUGGAACCAUCCUUUUCCCAGAAUCCAAGCUCACGGGAUUAAAUAUCAUCGGAUACGCUAUUGCACUCUCCGGAGUUGUGCUUUACAACUAUUUGAAAAUGCGGGACGCAACCAUUGUCCACCAGAUUUCUCUUGUGGAUGUAGACAAGCCAAAGGAAUGGCGGCUCGAUAAGAAAGACUCCGACGUGCUCGAGAAAGAUAUUCCAGCCAAUGCAAGCAUGCCUGUUGGAGACGAGGAGGCCCCUCUCAUUCCCUCUAGUCGUUUUCAGCGUAAUCAAAGUGGGAACCAUGAUGUAUAACAUUACAGAAAGAGGUACGAGAGCUAGCAAACAAAUUUUUUCUCCUUGGACGUCAGGUACAAAUAUGGAGCGUUAGCUCUACUGUAAUUCUUUUCUGCUAGCAGGACAGUUUUGAAGCUAACACGAUUCAUAAUUUUCCAUUAGUA
Selaginella moellendorffii is the source of this 1458-nucleotide messenger RNA. RefSeq names its product probable sugar phosphate/phosphate translocator At3g17430. The record is from RefSeq and is a predicted model, not a curated record. The transcript has 10 exons. Gene Ontology annotation, cellular component: endosome; trans-Golgi network; Golgi apparatus. Gene Ontology annotation, molecular function: antiporter activity. NCBI's taxonomy places the organism in Eukaryota, Viridiplantae, Streptophyta, Lycopodiopsida, Selaginellales, Selaginellaceae. Bases 212 to 1312 code for a protein of 366 amino acids.